AUGUUCUCUCUUCUUCAGUCUCUAUGGGAAGCUGCUCGGACUGGAUACUGGGAUGAGCUGGUCCUCUUCCUGCAAUCAGUCUCCAGGAAAUACGGUUCCAAGGCCAUUCGUUCAGGCAAGAUCUCGAAAGAUCCACGGAAGAUCUUGAACAGUGGCUUUCGCGCACUCGGUGGCUCGAAAGCUGUAAAGUACACCUUCACUUCACAAAGGGUGAGUCUGAAGCUUUUGGUUCCAUCCUUGACGUUCCAUUGCCUUGUGUGCAAUGUCGGGCUGACGCAGCUGGUGUCCCUGGCCAUGCGCAUCUCAAGCGAUGAGCACACCUUCCAUGACGAUGAUCUGGACAGCCGGACACCUCCAGCCAGGCAGAUUUCUGGCCACCUGUUGCUCCUGCCACCACGGAGCCUGAUUUGCAGGCAAGUUCAACCGGCCCAGUUUGAGGGCUCCCGAAGCAUUGAAGGGAGCCCUUCCCAUGGCGAAAGAGGUGAGGGCAGCGGCGGCAGUGGUGGAGAGGCUGCAGAGGCCGAGCCUGCUGAGAAGGAGCCCUUGUCGCAGCAAGAGGAGGAGGAGGGCGUCUUCGAGAUCCGAGACUUCACCAACGCCUCAGCCUUCGAGCGCCUGUCGCACCAGAUCUCCCUGGCGGCGAAGCGCUGGGCCGCGGCUCUCCAGGAUGCACAGAUGCAGGCAGGAAGUAGCGAGGAUGUGCUGCAGAUGAAGGAGAGCUUCGAACAUGCCAACUUUCGGUAUGAGCUGUUCUUCCACCUAGCACCUCUGGGAGCUGCAGAGAAGAAGGAUCGCCUGGGACUUCACGCGUUUCCGACACGAGCCCACCGAGUGCAGAGGUGGUUCGGGGUGAGGCACUUCGUCUUCGUUUCACUCCACAAUCACAACAUCGACAUCGACAGUGCCAGGACCAUGUUAGGUGCCGCGGCCCUCGCAGUCCGGAGCGCAAGCUUCUUGGUCCCUCUGAGCUGCUUCGUUCCAAUUGACGGAGGCCGGCGGCGUGUCUUGGGCGAGUUGCUCGACAGCAGAUGCCGUGUCGUCUAUACGACCGACCUCCAGCACACCGUCAGCGGUUCUUUCGACAACCUUUCGGGACUGGCAGACUUCUUUUGGCAGAAGUUAGAAGCGAAUCCAGAGGAUCCGUUGAACAGUCUCAUGGUCGGGGCACGUUUCACGUACUCGGCAGACACCUUCGAUGCACUGCCCAGUGCACGGCACGGAGAGGAUCCAGUCGAGUCCUGCAAGCUGCACUGUCUUUGGCCGUCCUUUCCCUUCGGGGCCUUCGGCGACGACUCCAACUUCUCAGAGCUGGAUGCCAGGGUUGCUCCGUUCUGGAAGCUCCGUGUGCUUCGGAAGGAUUCCACGUCCCUGCCCCUAACCGGCAGGCUGCGUUCCCUGCUAAACUUCCGAAAGGAAGCACUCACUGUUCGUUCUGCAGAACAUAGCCUGCAGCCAGCCGUGCCGAAGACUGCCAUGGCUUCCCUCACGGCUACCAUCCAGGAGUCCUUAGAAUCCAUCUUGCUUCCGACAGCCGGUGAGAUGCUAGAAAUGGUGGAGAGCUGCAUGAGCUACCCGAUCUACCCGGCUUUCCAAGAGAAUCCUGGAGCCUCGGAUCCUCUCCGGGCAGUGCAGGGAGCCCGGCCAGGUGACCGGCUAUCACGCUUGGCAGAGCUGAGCUCGGGCAUGCGGUGCUUCAAGGGAAGUGUGAUGCUCUGGUGCGGCAUCCUGGCGCGCAUGCGGAGCCAGUGGGAUGCCUUAGAAGCACCAUUAUCCCCCGAAGCGCCCACGCACAGAGUCAAUGCCAGGGGCACGCGCACGGAAUUCUUCGACCGGAGCGUCUGCCUGGUUCAGCAGAAGAUGGAGCUGCUCGAACGGAGUAUCGUUGAGCAGCAGAGGUAUCUGCGAGGCGCCUCACAGCCCGAAGCUUUCUACCUUGCAGCCAAUGGCGAGCAGCGGCGUGCGCCGGAGCUUCUGCCACCCUCUCUGCUGACCGAGGACGUGCUCCUACAGCGGGACACGGCCUCUGCCAGCCUGGACUCUGUGGAGCGGGCCGAGCUCUGUGGCAAGGAGAUGCGCAGCGACAUGGCGGCCUUCAAGGAGGGCGAGACCUCUUCGAGCUUCUCAGACUUCGUCUACUGGCGCCAGUCGGUGCUGGGUCUGAGCAUGGAUCCAUUCCCCGAGGACUGGCUUCAGCAGCUUUGGGACGAGACAGAACCGAAGCGACGCUCCAAGCAGGAAAGUUGA
Messenger RNA from Symbiodinium necroappetens, 2244 nucleotides. The record is from the annotation of a GenBank genome assembly. Lineage: Eukaryota; Dinophyceae; Suessiales; Symbiodiniaceae.